GCAUUGAAUAUCUUCCGCUACAUCAUUUCGAGAGAGCACACACACAUACUCAGGAUAGUAACCGGGAUUCGGGUCAUGAUUACACUUUAAUGGGCAAGGCUUGGAAUCAGACAGGAUGGAACAAGUUAUCAUAG
Messenger RNA from Dentiscutata erythropus, 134 nucleotides. NCBI's taxonomy places the organism in Eukaryota, Fungi, Glomeromycota, Glomeromycetes, Diversisporales, Gigasporaceae. The record is from the annotation of a GenBank genome assembly.